CAAAAGCGAUAUCAAAAAGGCGGGAAGCCGUCAGCGUCAGCGUGUCGUGCAGUGUCGCGCAAACGUUCCACGUUCCAUUACCAUUAUAGGUUACGCUGCGCUGUGUCGCCGAGAGACCGAAGAGACGAGCGACAUAAAUAUUUCUACUCGAAAUCGCAGCGGGCGACUACGUUUCACGAGGAGUUGCGGAGUCAUUAACGAGAGGACAUCAACCUCGUUGCGACCGUGCACUGCCGUGCCCGCUUGAUACCUUCGAUGUUGACGUACGUAUGAUACUUUUGGGGGGACUCGAAGAAAAGGAAAAGCGAUGAUACCGUGUCUCUAACGGAACGAGAAUGCAGUUCUCUACAAGUGAAGCAGAAAAAGAAGUAUACUGUUGAAGCAUGAAAGACAUUAAGCAAUACUUUGCCAACGGCAAACAUAGCGAUAAGGAGGCCACUACCAAUUCUAGCAACGUCGUGGAACAAGAGGAGCGGGAGCAGGAAGAGACUACUGUCGAGAUCCGGAUAUCACGCGAUAGCUCUGCGAGCAGAAUGUGCGAUAUAAUUGAGAGCAAGGGCGACCUGAUCGACGAGACGCCCAUUCUGUUCAACGGCGAUGUAAACAAUGGUCAUAAAACUCUGCGAAACAAAACACCUAAAUCAGAGUGGACCGAGUCAGAUGUAAAGCGGCGUCUCGAGAAGCGUUCAAAGCCCGCUGUGAAAAUUAAUGGAAAUCGGUCUGAGGAAACGAAGAAUGUGUCGAAAGAAGAAGGGUUGGAGGAACAAAUUAUGGAUACAGACAGCUUCCCCAACAACAGCGUUAUUAAUUUCAGUGAUGAGACUGAGUCAAAUGUAGAACACAGUGAAUGUGAUUCUCAACGGGAAGAAUCAAACGCUUUUCAGGUUCUGAUGAGUCGUAGUAAACCGAUACAGUGUAAAUUACCACAGCAAUCCACAGAAGACUAUGAGAAUAAAGACAAAUCAGAUAAUGCAAAAGAACUGAAAUCUAAAUACAAAGAGAAGCUGAUAGCUUUGGCUGAUAAAAAAGGAUAUUCGAAAAGAAAAAUGGCGGAAAUAGAAGAGGGUGAGAGAAUAGAAAAGAAUAUUGAAAACCGCAUAAGGGUCUUUAAAGGCGAGAAUAAAACCAACAUAAUACAUAAAAAGGAUAACAGCUUUGAAGCAUCGACAAAAAGUACCAAACAGUCUGGAAACUUGCUGAAUUAUUUUAGCAAAUCACCUUUGGGAUUGACAAAUAAGGAUGAAAAAUGUGUGUCUACCUUUAUCGUAAAAGCGGAUGUACAUAGGACUGAUAAUUCUGACGUUGAACCUGUAAUAAAGCCGAUUUCGAAUAAAAGACAUUCCAACAAGAAAUGUCCAAAGUCAGAAUUAGAUCUUUCUACAGUGGAUGAUAUUCACAUCAUAGCGUCUGAGAAUUUGUUUUCUCCGCAGACCGCCAAACAAGAUAAGCAAAAACGGGAAAAACCUCGUUGGUCCUUACGAAUAAAAUUACAUUCUUCUGAAGAUAACGGUUCUCCAAUUGAUACCGAUGACGAAUUGUUUUCACCGAGAAGCAAAUCAAAGUUUAAUCCCUCGAAUAAAUCGGGAAAUAUAGAAAAUAAUGAAGUCUAUAUGAAGGAUUGUGAUCGACAUCUUAAGAGAAUGCGAAACAAGGAGAAAAAAGAAUUGCGUGUAAAGGACAACAUUCCAAACACUGUCAAAGACGUUUCCAUAAACGCUUCUAAUGAGGAUACUGAUUUGAAAAAUUCAAAUGGAACUAGUAAAAACGAGCAAAAGAUUAAUGAUACGAGUGAAACGAUUAUUACAGUAAUCGAUGCGUGCGAGAUUGUCAAUGAGAAUAGUCUAAAGAGAAAACCGAAUGAAAAGCUGGCGCCUUUAUUUAUUAAACGACGUAAAACAGAUCCGGCUAUCACGGCAGCUAGACGUUUGUUCCUGCAAUCGGAUAUAGUCGACGUAGAGAACCAAAAUACGGACCAUAAAGCGAACAAUGGCAUAUCUGUGUUACCAUUUCCCUCUAUCAGUCAUGUUACACAAUUAGAAAACGAGCCGGAUUCGACCAGAUGCGAAAUCAAACAUAAAUUUUCGAUGAAAAUCGAGAAAAAAUAUUUGCCUUUGAUAGACAUUAGUAAUUAUAAGUACAUUACUAAUUGUAGGGAAGCAUCAAGAACAAUUAAAACGAUUAAUGAGCCCGUGAAGGAAAACGUUGAACAAGUGUUAUCAGAAAUCGAAGAACUUUAUCCGGAUGUGCGAAAAAUAUGGAAGACUAUAUCAAUGAUUAAAGGCGAUUCGGAAAAGAAAUCGCCACCUCGGAUGAGAGGUAGAAAGAGAGCGCUUGAACGAAAGAGAAUGUUAAUGGAGAACGAGAAAAGUCAGUUGCAUGAUUGCAUGUGGACAUAUAAAUAUAAGCCGAUGAGCGCGCAAGAGAUAGUUGGGAAUGAAGAGGCCGCGAAUAAGCUAAAAGAUUGGUUGAGCGGCUGGAGAACAUCCUUAACGAACGAGAACGACGGCAGCAGCGGCGAUGAGUUUUAUUCCUCGGACUGCAGUUCCUUGUGCAACAAUGAAAAUAAUCAGAUUGCUGUGUUAUUAGGACCGCACGGCAGCGGAAAAAGCGCAAGCGUGUACGCGAUAGCAGAGGAACUUGGUUACAGCGUGCUCGAGGUAAACGCAUCUUCCAGACGGACUGGAAAGAGGAUCUUGAAGGAAUUGGAGGAAGCCACGAAAUCGCACAGAAUUAAAAAAAGUAAACACAAAUCUCCGUUCGAACGAGUUACGAGUGAGACCGAAAGUUCGAAAAUAUCGCAAAAUUCGCUAAUUCUUCUGGAAGAUAUUGAUAUUAUCUUUGAGGAGGACGAAGGAUUUGUUUCUGCUGCAUAUCAAUUAGCAUCAAACACCAAACGACCAAUUGUUAUGAUAUGUAGAAACACAUGUCCUCAUUUGAACAAAAUGGCACCGCAACAAAAUAAAGUUUACUUUUAUAAAGUCAGUGGUAACAGAGUGUCUGCCUUAUUGGAAUUAAUUUCGCUGGCAGAAACGGGUUACAGAAUUCCGCAUAAUUGCCUAAUGAAAUUAGUGCAAGCGGGCGAUCUAAGGCAGGCACUGCUCCAGUUGCAAUAUCUAUUAUUAUCAGGUCCACCAGUAUUAUCGGAACAAUCUACAACCACGAAGCCAUCGCUUUGGCAAGAUAUGCAACAUUAUUUGUAUAAGCCUGCGAUUAAGCUAAAUAAGAGGCACAAGACAAAGAAGAGUACAAAUACAAAAAAUUCCAAUAUAUUGAACAAUUUAGCGGAGGAUUUGGACAGUUUAUCUCUAGUGUCGUCUUUAAUCGAUGUCGAAGACACGACGUUGGAUAUGUCAGAGGAGAACGCGCAACCUAAUUUAUCAUUAGCUGAAAACGUGUCUUUCUAUUCUGCUUUGCGUGAUUUGAACGCGGAUAUAGCGAAUUUUAUUAACAGUCAAAUACUGUAUAAAAACUUUGAGACAAACGAGCACGUGCAGAAUCAAAGCAAAAUUGUUCUAAGGAAGCAAUUGAAUCGAGGAGUGGAUCGAGCGCUAUCGUACGUUACAUCUGGGUGUUUAGAUCAACGAAUCAUGGCAUUAGAUUAUCUUCCAACCGUUCGAACGAUAUGUCGCGCAGAAGAAUCUCGCUCGACCGCAAAUUACAAACGACGCAAUCGAUUUUUUCAUUAUCUGCACAGUCUAGUGCCGACCGCGUCGACGAAGCCGAAUAUCUUAGCCGCCGCGUGUAGAAUGUUACAAGAGAGAGAGAAUAAAACUACAUCUACGUGCGUAGUCAAUGUCACUAGCGACUGAUGCUUAAAGGAAAUAUAUUUUUACUUACAAGGAUGGUGAUUUUAUCGAAUUUUAACAUCGCGAUAAAUUGUCGUGAAAUACGAUAUUUCAGUCUUUUGAUAUGUUAUUUAUGUCUACGAUAUGUAUAUAUAAUGACUUAACGCAUAUUGUUGUUUGUUGUGUAUAAAAUGUCACAUCUAAAAUAUUAUUACUAUUUCCUCUGCAGUAAUUUUUCUUUCUUUUUUUCUAGUUGAAUUUAUUAUAUUUCAGUGAGAUACAAGUAUAUUGGUAUUUGUAAAAAAAUUUGAUAUAUAAAAAAUUGCAUUUAGAAUAAUUUAUGUUAACAAGGGAAACGUAAUGUAUGUUCGCAAUAGCUGAUCUUUCACAGGUUCAUUAUCCUGUGUAUUUUUACCGCGCAUUUAGUACUAAAUACAAUUGUUUAAUUUUAUUUACCUAAUGUACAAAAUCAUACAUCACUGAAUGCAAUGUGAAUGUAGAUUUUUGCACAUUAUUAUUAUAUA
Molecule: messenger RNA, 4309 nt
Organism: Temnothorax curvispinosus
Lineage: Eukaryota; Metazoa; Arthropoda; Insecta; Hymenoptera; Formicidae
Gene: elg1
Product: ATPase family AAA domain-containing protein 5
Exons: 7
Coding region: 384-3809 (1141 amino acids)
Cellular component (GO): nucleus
Molecular function (GO): DNA clamp unloader activity; ATP binding; ATP hydrolysis activity
Source: RefSeq, a predicted model, not a curated record